Xylona heveae TC161 is the source of this 2430-nucleotide messenger RNA. RefSeq lists its product as hypothetical. Bases 24 to 2093 code for a protein of 689 amino acids. NCBI's taxonomy places the organism in Eukaryota, Fungi, Ascomycota, Xylonomycetes, Xylonales, Xylonaceae. The transcript is spliced from 6 exons. The record is from RefSeq and is a predicted model, not a curated record.
AGAGGUUGAAAGUUGUUUUGAAGAUGCUGACCUGGUUGGAUAUUGCGAUUCUCAUAUUCUCCGCGCAGGUGGCUCUUGCGGGCGAUGCUGUAAAGGCAGUGACCGCUUCAAAAGGGCUCUGGUGGAGAUCGUUCAGUAACAACACUGAAUUGAAUGCUAACACAGUUCCUCACAAUCAGCCCAACUCCCUUUCGUCUACCAUUGGGAAGACGAGUUCGAGCUGGCUUGGAAACUCUACCAUUAAAGAAGUAUGUGCUUCUUCUUACUUUAAGAAGACCGCAAGAAAUUAUCUUGCAUCAGACUUUGGGGAAUUCUACAAGAGCUGGGCUCGAUCGGCCCAGACGCAACCACACAAACUGAACAAACUUGGUGAAGCGGGCUACUUUGCAUUUAGCCAGGUUCGUGGGUGGGUAGGGUUUGAGUGCGGAAUUGAACACAGAGGAUGCGUAAAUAUGCCAACAUGUGAGGAUAUUCUUCUUGCAACUGAGAGCAAAGAUCUUGCACGCAAAAUUUAUUUCACGGUGGAAUCGAUGGACAACGCCUAUUAUUAUGCUGGAGAGUUUAAGCAAGCAAUAACUACAUCUCGCGUCGACAUCGCUGAAAUUAGUUUGCUUGAACGGAAAGUUAUCCCGCAUCACCAGAAUGAAUAUGUGGCAUGUUUCGUUCUCAAGUCCACUAUUGACAGCAUUAUUGAGCUUGCCGGACGGGUAGCACUGGAAGUACUUGAUCCGCCUACGCAAGUGAUUGGGCAAGCAUAUACUCGGUAUUUGUUGCCAAUGAAGAAUUAUCAUCGGUCAGGGAAGCACCUCAGUAUCCAUAACUAUAAGGUAGAUUAUCAGUAUGUGCGACUGUCUUCCCUGGAUACGAACCUGGAGACAAUUGAGAACCCAUGGUAUGACUGGCCACCAUAUUAUCUUGGUCCUUCAUUUCGGAACCAUACUUGCGCAGACGUUGUACCGAAUCCAAAAGGAGAAGUCUACGUCUCUUACGCCCGUUUUCGCGCCAUGAUUCUCCGAAUACAUGAUUUAGCGAUAAACGAGGUUCAGAAGCGAAUGAUAGAUGUUAAAAAUGGGUUAGGCUUUGGCAUGAACGGUAAAAUGGAAGGAGAUGACUAUACCGUGCUCGCAGAUCUUAUCAGCACCGGAAUCUUCUUAAAGCGCAAACCUUCUGAUGACGAGACACGAUUCAGGCUGAAGGACUAUUACCGCUCCAAACUCACGUACAAUCUUCUCGCUGGAAGCUGGCGCGCACACAAUUGCUAUAUCACUUGCGAAUACGACACCACAUGUGUGCACAAGGGACCCUUAGAACCCAUGGCUUUGUCGAGAUUUUGCCAUUCACCAAGUGAGAAAUGCCAAGCUCAAUGCUGGGGACAUCGUCGGCGCUCUAAGAAUGAGAUAUUGCCCGGAAUACCCGCAGUUGAGGCAGAGCCAUGGUUCGUCAACGCUACAAAGUUACUCGUGUAUGCUCGUGAUCAUUACGAAGCUACGCAUAAUCGGGAGCUCGAAGUUUCCAACCAGAAGAUAUUCACACCGAGUGAUUUUCCAAUGCGGCCAAACUACCCGAUCCCUGUUUGCAGGACGCCCUUUCAGCUGGUCGGCGAUGUCACUGUGCGCCGUCAUCGCAAGGACUUUCCUUGCACAUGCGGCUUUCUCGGCAACGAGAGCACACAAGUAUUCGAAGCCAUGGGUGUACCCUGGUCUAAAAGUGCACAGCGGCGCUUGAUCAAGAAAUGUCCUGCGAAGCUCGAAAAGAUGAUCAAGGGACCCGCCGAAUUCUUUGUGGCGAUGUGCAACGCCAAGCUUCGAUGGCCAGAUCAGAGCGAGACCAAGCACAUUAAAAAGGGCAGAGACCAUCAAUGCGGCCCCAUCAUAAAUGAAGUAGAUCAGUUGCUCGCCGCAGGUCGAAAUAUGUCAGAGAUCAACAAGUACUUUUGUCUCCAAAGCAAAGUCGGGAAUGAAAUCCAGGGCGAUGGAAAUCACGAUUGGUUAGGCAUGGACCACGUCAAAGGCUUCACUGAAAAGUGUCAGUGGUAUUGGACACAUCGAAAGCCUGGUGAUGCAUGGUGGAGUAGGGAAUCCGGUCCAAUUUAGGCAUUUUCCCAUCUGUCUCGGAUUCUUAUUGUGAGUUUGCGUAUGGGCAUGAAAGGGAUACAAAAGGGAUAAAUGACGACAAUUGAUGGGAGUUGGGUAUUUUUAUUUUUAUUUGAUUUCAUUUGAUUUUAGAUCAAGUUUGGGUUCUAAUUGGGUUAUUACCUCUCCGGGAUGGAUCAGGAGGAAAAGGGAAAAAAGUGGUCAGAGACCUUUAGAAAAAGGGUAUGCUUGGAAAAUUUGAUGAUAUUGUGUGUAUAUUCGUGGAGUUACUCAUUAGAGGAUUCAUUGAGUUAAGAUAGUAAUGACUAGACAAAAAUGGGACUAACAUGCCACCUCC